Oikopleura dioica is the source of this 393-nucleotide messenger RNA. Lineage: Eukaryota; Metazoa; Chordata; Appendicularia; Copelata; Oikopleuridae. The record is from the annotation of a GenBank genome assembly.
AUGUGGAUAAUUCAAAAGCUAACGCUUCUAGCAGCCUUUGCAAAGUCACAAAUGGCUGAGCCGGAUUACUCAAAGACACUUUUUCCAGAAGUGCUCCUCGACGACUGUGAUCACCAAGAAGCUGUUCUCAAAGCUCUCUUGAGCACAAACAAGGAUUGCGACAAUGACAUCCGGUGGAAGAACUUCCGCCGGCUGCGUCGCAUCCCCUGUCCUGAGAAUCAGGCCGAGGUAGACCUCGCCAGUUUGAACUGUGUUGCCGAACUGCAAAAACAGGUUUCAGAUGACACUAUCGCUACUAGAAACGGCGUUUUAACAUCAACUGUGACAGUCGAAGACAUGACGAUUUACUGCAAUCUCUAUCUCAAAUUAAAAUGCGAAAAGGCCCUUCCCUGA